UGUUAUUGCACAUGAUCAAUUAGAUUCUAAUGUGGUAAGAUAAUUACCUCCUGUAAAUUUUGCCAAGUUGGUUAUAUCAAAGCUCUUUGACAGCCAUGGCUGUUAGCAAUGAAUCUUCAGAGUCAAGCAAGCCACCUGCUCCUAAUGCCACCACCUCAACUUCCAAGCUGGAAACAAAGAAGUCUCAGCUCACCAUCAAUAUUAUUGCAGAUGACUUGCCUUAUGAAGAAGAGCUCAUACGCAAUCCAUUCUCAGUGAAGCAUUGGCUGCGUUACAUUGAACACAAGAAAAGCUGCAUCAAAGAGGAACUUGAACUGCCACUUGAGAAGCGAAAAUUCAGUGACAAAGACCUGCAUUAUUUGUAUGAACGCGCUCUCCUUCAGAUGCCAAUGAGCUAUAAGCUCUGGAGUCAGUACCUGAAGCUGCGCCUCUUGGCAAUGAAAGAUUCUUGUCUUGCAAGCCCAGCAGCAGAGAGCGUCAACAACACCUUCGAGCGAUGCCUGGUCUUCAUGCACAGGAUGCCUAGGAUCUGGCUGCUCUACCUACAGUUCCUGAUGGACCAGCAAAAAAUUACCAGAACCAGGAAGACUUUUGACCGUGCCUUGUGUGCGUUGCCAAUAACCCAACAUGACAGGGUAUGGGACUUGUACCUGAAGUUUGUGAUGAUGCAUGAUAUUCCCGAGACUGCCGUCAGGGUGUGGAGGAGGUACCUCAAGCUUAAACCUGAAGACACUGAGGACUACAUCAACUAUUUGGUGGCACAGGGGCGCCUCCAGGAGGCUGCACGGCAGUACGAGUGGUGUGUGAACACCGAUGCUUUCGCCUCAAAGUAUGGUAAAAGUAAAUACCAAUUGUGGAGUGAACUGUGCGAUUUGCUAUCCAAUAACCCAGAGGAAACAUCACUCCACAAUGCAGAGGCCAUCAUGCGGCAUGGGUUACAGCGUUAUGUGGACCAGACAGGUCGUCUCUGGAACUGUCUAGCCCAAUAUUACAUCAAGAGCGCCUUGUUUGAACGUGCCAGGGACGUGUAUGAGGAAGCCAUGCGCAGCGUUAUGACCGUGCGCGACUUUACUCAGGUUUUUGACGCGUAUGCCCAGUUUGAGGAGCUGCUGCUUAGCAAGCAGAUGGAGGACGCCAAGCUCGACGAUCAGUUGCAACAGGAUGAUUUCAACCUCAGACUGGCCCGUUACGAGGAUCUGAUCGAGCGACGCGCGCUGCUGCUGAACAGCGUCAUGUUGCGCCAGAACCCCCACAACGUCAUCGAGUGGCAGAAGCGAGUGUCCCUGUAUGCUUCCAAACCCAAGAUGGUCGUAACCACCUACAUGGAGGCUGUCAAGACCAUCGACCCUAAACAGGCGGCUGGCAAACUCUGGCAACUGUGGGUUGACUUUGCUUGCUUCUAUGAGAACAAUGGUCAGUUGAAAGACGCUCGUCUGAUCCUUGAGAAAGCCACACAGGUUGCCUACGUCAAGGUGGACGACUUAGCAAGUGUGUGGUGUGAGUGGGCCGAGAUGGAGCUAAGGAACGACAAUGAGAAGCAGGCCCUACAGCUUCUCAAGCGUGCCACUGCCAUACCAGGAGCCCGCGUUGACUACCACGACGAGAGUGAGACCGUGCAGCGGCGUCUGCAUAAAUGUCUCAAGCUUUGGUCUCUGUACGCGGACUUGGAGGAAAGUUUAGGCACUUUCCAGUCAUGUAAGGCGGUUUAUGAUCGCAUCAUCGACCUCCGUAUCGCCACUCCUCAAAUCAUCAUCAAUUACGGCAUGUUCCUCCAGGAGAACAAUUAUUUUGAAGAAGCUUUCAAGGCGUACGAGAAAGGCAUCGCGCUCUUCAAAUGGCCAUACGUGUACGACAUCUGGAACACGUACCUCACCAAGUUCCUGGAGCGCUACAAGGGCAGCAAGAUAGAACGCGCGAGGGACCUGUUCGAGCAAUGCCUUGAGAAAUGUCCUGCCAAAUACUGCAAGGCGCUCUACCUCCUCUAUGCCAACAUGGAGGAGCAGCACGGGCUGGCCAGACAUGCCCUGCAGGUGUACAGUCGCGCGACCAAGAGCGUACCUCCUGACCAGAAGCUGGAGCUGUACAACGUCUACAUCCAGCACGCCUCGCAGCUGCACGGCAUCGCCAAGACCAGAGCAAUUUACCAGGAAGCCAUAGAGGAGCUGCCUGACGUGGGAGCCCGCGAGAUGUGCAUGAGGUUCGCCGAGACCGAGCGUCUUCUCGGCGAGAUCGACCGCGCGCGCGAGAUCUUCGUGUACGCCAGCGAGCUCUGCGACCCGCGCGUCACCAAAGAAUUUUGGGACAAAUGGACGGACUUUGAGGUGCAGCAUGGCAACGAGGACACCAUGCGAGAGCUGCUCAGGAUACGACGGUCGCUGCAGGCCAAGUACAGCACGCAGAUCAAUCAAAUGUCGGCGCAAAUGCUCUCUUCCGCUGCAGCAGCUUCUACACCUGCAGCCGCUGCCUCUGCAGACAGCAUGCAGGCCUUGGAGGCCCGUACAGCUGCAGCAGCUCCCUCAGCAGCUGCGGUCACACAACCACCUGGCGAGGCGAGGAUCUUGUUCGUGCGCAGCGACACGAGCGCGCGGGACGAGGAGGUCGCCGCCGCCGCCCGCGUCCCCAACCCUGAGGAGAUCAACCUGGACGAUGAGGAGGAGGAGGAGGAGGAGGAGGACUUGCCACAGCCCAAGGCUGUACCCAGCGAAGUCUUUGCUGGUCUCAAGUGAACAACCGCUCCUACACCAGCCGCUGUGCUCACUGUCUGCACUCUCAUCAGAUGAUAAGAAAAUAAAUCAAUAUAAUACCA
Hyalella azteca is the source of this 2806-nucleotide messenger RNA. RefSeq names its product pre-mRNA-splicing factor SYF1 (gene fand). Bases 96 to 2726 code for a protein of 876 amino acids. The record is from RefSeq and is a predicted model, not a curated record. Lineage: Eukaryota; Metazoa; Arthropoda; Malacostraca; Amphipoda; Hyalellidae. Gene Ontology annotation, molecular function: protein binding. Gene Ontology annotation, biological process: mRNA splicing, via spliceosome; generation of catalytic spliceosome for first transesterification step. The transcript has 8 exons. Gene Ontology annotation, cellular component: Prp19 complex; post-mRNA release spliceosomal complex; nucleus.